Messenger RNA from Verruconis gallopava, 798 nucleotides. RefSeq lists its product as uncharacterized. Lineage: Eukaryota; Fungi; Ascomycota; Dothideomycetes; Venturiales; Sympoventuriaceae. Gene Ontology annotation, molecular function: oxidoreductase activity. Bases 1 to 798 code for a protein of 265 amino acids. The transcript has 3 exons. The record is from RefSeq and is a predicted model, not a curated record.
AUGACCAUGGGAGCAUCGCCGAACCAAACUAUUAUACUAGUUGUUGGAGGGAAUUCUGGCAUCGGAUUUGAGCUGGCCAAUCAGCUUCUCGCGGAUGAGAACAAGCUCGUGCUCUUAGGCUGUCGGUCUAUUGUGAAGGGCAAAGCCGCCGUUGAGAGGCUGCAGUCCAGAAAUCUAGCGGGCUCCGUGCAAAUGAUCCAGGUGGAUAUCGACAGCAAAGAGUCUAUUGCGGCCGCUGCGCAAAACAUAGAAGAGAAAUAUGGAAGGCUUGAUGCCCUUGUUAAUAGUGCCGGAAUCGCUUGGUUACCUGAUAUGACGGUAGAGGAGAAAAUGAUGACAGCAUUCCGGACAAACGCUGUUGGAGCUUGGUUGCUGGGGGAAGCGAUGGUGCCGCUACUUAAGAAAUCAAGCGGUACCGCUCGACUGGUCAAUGUUUCAAGCGGUGCCGGCUCCGUGCAUAUCCAAUUGAAACAUGGGGCAGAGUUCAAGUCGCCAACCGUCCACUACAAUGCAAGCAAGGCUGCACUGAACAUGAUCAAUGCUGUGCAAUCCACGAACUACGGCCCAAAGGUCAAGGUCUUCGCGUAUUGCCCUGGCUUCACCGUGAGCAACCUCAGCCCGUUCUGCAAGGCUGAAAACGGCGCAAAGCCGACGUUCGAGGCCGUGAAGCCCAUGUUGGCCAUUCUGAACGGAGACAGAGAUGCGGAAAAUGGCGGUUUCCUCAUAGGUGGCAUGCGAGGUCGGGAGCAUCAAAUCUCCAGAGAUAUUCACGUCGGGGAAGACCAACUACCAUGGUGA